Molecule: messenger RNA, 1022 nt
Organism: Pan troglodytes (chimpanzee)
Lineage: Eukaryota; Metazoa; Chordata; Mammalia; Primates; Hominidae
Gene: CXHXorf65
Product: chromosome X CXorf65 homolog
Exons: 6
Coding region: 373-924 (183 amino acids)
Source: RefSeq, a predicted model, not a curated record
AGACUCCAUCUAAAAAAAUAAAAAAAGUUAGACUUACCAUGUUGUCCCCCCUUUCCAACUAAUCUUUAACAUACCCCACCCAAGUUUUUCUCUCCUUAUCCUUACUCCACUUUUUGGCCACACCUGCCACUUCUGACCUCAUAAUCCCUUAACUGCAGUCUCAGGCCCCACCCCUGGGGAUACUGGUUAUCCACAACUAUCAACAGCUCUCUCCUGCCUGUCCAGCCUGGGCAUCCUCAGCCUAUGAAAUCCAUCUGCCUCUCCAGUCCACCAACCCUAUAGGCCUAUUUGCCCCACACAAGGCCUCUAGAACACCCUCCUUCUGCAUGACUCAUCAGGGCACUUUGUGAAGAGUGAGGCGAUCUUGAGGGCAUGUUCAUCUUCAUCAAACAUGGAGAUAAUCAGCAGUUUCUGGUCAAUACCAACUGUGCUGUCGUCGUGUUGCUGUAUUACAUCCGCAGUAAAGUAAAGUUGCCUAAAACAAACACCAUCGAUUUGUGUGAACAAACGGGGAAAAUGAAGAUGCUUUUCCUGAUGAAGCCCAAUCAUGCAGAGUAUGCCAGCAAAUACCUUACAGCUCGAAGCACCUACUACGUUUGUAAGGUGGAACGUGGGCCACCAGGAACCAGGCUGGAGAAUGCUUACAGAGCUUUUGUGCCUCUCCUCAAGAAUCCGGAGCCUCGGCUGCUUGUUGCACUGCGCAUACAAUGUGAUGCCCUGGAGAGGAGACGAAUUCAGAUGCUUAAAAUGAAAGAAGCCAAGAAGGUCGUUAUAAUUGAACCCCCUGCGAGUGUCCCGUCCAAGCAAUCAGGACGAUCAGACAAAAAGAAGUCCACUCGCAAGUCUCCGACCUUUAGGAACAGACCAGACUUCAGGAAGAAUAAAGGUCACCAACUCAAUAAAACCACCAAGCAAAAGAAGUAAUACUAGGUGUGAAAUUACUGGAAUUUAACGUGAGAUUUCUUUUUCUAGAAAGACUCCUUCUCCCAAUAUCUGCACUAAGGCUUGAGUACGUACGCCCC